UCUCAGUCGAGUGUCUUGUAUUUAUUGAUUUCCCCUGUCCGACAAUACACCAAUUCUCGGCAUAUCGCAAUGAGGCGCUUUUCUGGAGUCUUCCGUGUCGGCUCCAAACCGGCUGCCCCCAAGCCUAAGGAAUCUCAUCAACCACCUAUUGCAAAUAACCAAUGUGCUGUGGAGGAACGGUCUGUUGAUGAAACCCGCCGGUUGAGAGUUGUCAUCAUCGGUGCCGGUAUUUCAGGCAUUCUGGCAUGUAUUCGAUUCAUGCAGCGAAUUCCCAAUCUUGAUAUAUGCGUAUAUGAAAAGAAUGCAGACAUUGGAGGGACCUGGUUUGAAAAUCGGUAUCCAGGAUGCGCUUGUGAUAUUCCAGCUCAUACAUACCAAGCCGCAUUCGAGCCUAGCAAGGAGUGGUCGACAUUUUAUGCCAAGGCUCCAGAGAUUCACCAGUAUUGGAAGCAUGUUGCCAAGAAGUAUGGAUGCAUGGAAUACAUCAAAUUGAGGCAGCAGGUAUCUGAAGCUGUCUGGAAUGAGGACCAAUCAAAGUGGAAUCUGCAGGGCAAAUGUGUUGCAGUAGUUGGAAAUAGGUCGAGUGGGAUCCAGAUUGUUCCCGCAUUGCUACUUGACGUACCACACAUCGACCAUUAUAUGCGCAGUCGAACGUGGAUUUCUCCGUCGUUUGAACGAGUGGAAACUGAAAAGCGUGGGAAGGGACUGGACAAUUUUACCUUUACGCCUGAGGACAUCGAAACCUUCAAGGAAGAUCACCAGAGAUAUCAGAAAUUCCGCAAAGAGUUCGAGCUGGAGCUUCAGUCUAUCCAUGGUGCCACCCGUACUGGACACCCAAUGCAGCUCGGAGGACAGGAGAUAUUCGCGGAGAACAUGAAGCGUCGUUUGGCCAAUAAGCCUGGACUGAUUGAUGAAUUGCUUCCUUCAUUUCCGCCCGCGUGUCAUCGACUCACUCCAGGUCCCGGGUAUCUAGAAGCGUUGACAGAUGACAAGGUAGACCUUAUCACCUCAAAUAUCAUCAAGGUAGACGAAACCGGGAUAAUCACCGCAGACGGUCAGCACCGGCCUAUCGACAUGCUUGGGGGUGUCACCUUCUCGGAACGGUGGAAAGAAACCCCAGAGACGUAUCUCUCGCUCGCGACCGAUGGUUUCCCGAACUAUUUCAUUUCCCUCGGACCUAAUGCUAAACUAGGCGAGGGGAAUCUUCUCGUGCUCAUCGAAAGAGCCUUAGAUUAUGUCACAGAAUGCGUACCUCUUCGCCACGGACCCCACUGCAAUACCGAUACCUUACCCCUUUCCUUCGACGAGCUCCUCUCACUUUUUUUACCCCGGAUAUUCCCCUCCUCCCCGGCCAUGAAGACAGACAAGCACUUUCGCUGUGAAAUCUGUCAGCGUGGGUUCACACGUACUGAUCACCUCAAGCGCCACCAUUUGCGCCGUAUGUAUUCUGGCCAGAAACCCUAUUCCUGCAUAUUCUGCAAUGACUCGUUCGCACGCUGCGACAAUCUGCGUGACCAUUACGCCGAUUGCGCUAAACGCGGGGGUCGCGAAAUUCCUGAGACAGGUCAGAAGGGUAGGCGGCGACAUGCCUGUCAAUCAUGUACCUCAAUGAAACUGCGAUGCGAUGGACAAAGCCCAUGCGGAUCGUGUCAGAAGAGAAACUUGAGUUGCAACAAUGAGCGGCCGGCCGGCCCCACCCACAUAGUGAUUGAAGAAGGUUCAAGCCUUCAGUCAACUCAGUCGCAAUGGAAGUCUCAUACAAACCAUGCAGAAAUAUCAACAAAACACGAAAUCUCGGAGCCAUCAUCCGACCGAGGAUCAAUCAAGUUCCUACUUAAUGGUGGCACCGAUAGCUUUACAGAAAACUUUCGACUUCCCCCACGCAGUGAUCGAGGGCUCAGUCUCAAAUAUCAUAAUACAAAUGGCCUAAAUGGCCUCGAAGUACGUCAGGGUACAGGGUUUUCAUACAACGUCGAUGGCGGCUUCAUGGAUUCUGGCUCCGUCCCGCCGCAAUUCUUCCAAGAUACAUUCCUGGACUUUUUCCACGGCCCUUUUGGGGAUGGACAGAAGCACACGGAGAAUCCAUAUCAUACGAGCGAACCGGACUACCAGUCCAUCGCCCCUCCGGGGCAGCAUCCUAUUGCACCUGGAGAUGCAGCUAUCUUUGAUCCGGAGCGACCGUUCGCGAUGGCAUUAAUUCAAUCAAUAUUGGCACAAGCGUGGCAGGUCCCGCUUGAUUCUAAAGCACAGGACGAGGUAUCUGCGAAUCUAAACUUUCUGUUAACGACCGCACGCAUACGAAAAUACAUUACGCUCUAUUUCAAAUACUGGCAACCUAGCUGUGCAAUGCUCGCUAUUUCCUUUGAUCCGGAGAUAGUUCCUCUGUCGCUGUUAGCCGCGGUGGUCUUUAUGGGCGCUAUGUACAGUAGCGACCAGAGGGAAGUGUACGCCGCUAAGAGAGUACUGGAUUUUGCAGAGCUGUUCGUCUUUGCGAAUGACGUGUUCUCGACAGAGAACGAAAUCAGCGCGAUGUUCUCGGGUGGCCGGUGCAACGACGAAAACAGUGAUUGGAGUUGGUUCCAGAGCUUCCAGGCCGGGGUUAUCAUCACCAUCGUCCAAUACUGGGCGGGAAACCGUUUGUCUCGAAAUCGCGCGAUGGAAAAUCGAUUCAGUGAGGUUGUGAAGGUUGCUCGACGAAUUGAACUUGUGAAAGCCCGUCACCUUCCUGAUGACCAGGUCCUGGAGCACUUAUGGAUCCAAAAGGAGUGUCGCAUCAGGACUAUUUCUAUAAUUUCACUGCUCGAUUGCGCAUUCUUCUUCUUUCAAAACUACCCCUGUCGACUGACACACACUGAAAUGGAAUGCGAUCUGCCCUGCGAUGAAUACCUUUUCUUCUCCGAGCACCCGUUCGCGGAGCCAAACUUUUGCUUUUCGCGCGGCCUAAUGCUUUCGGAGGCUUUUGACAAUUUGUUUGACGAAGCACCCGAGUCUCAUCCGAUGAAGCUCACUGCUUUGGACAUGUUUAUCUUGAUUCAUAUUCUGUUCUCAUUUAUUAAUACCCACAUGACGCUCCUCGGUUCUCUCAUACGUACAGGCCAUUUCAAGAAUCCCAGGAGAAGCGGCUCGGUUAGCACAAACGAAACCAGCAAGACUCCUGAAGAUUCCAUCCUCGUUUCCAUCUGGACUGCUCUAUCCCGCUGGCGGGAUUACUGGGUCGCACUGCGCAACGGAGUCACAACUGACGAAUGGGCAUCAAUGGGAUUCUAUAAGAAUGGGUAUAACUUUUGGCUUGUAUCACGACUACUCAUCACCAACAAGAAUGCUGUUGAUGUGGUGAUGCAGAUGGAAGUUCACUGCGAGGACAAGUUGGAGAAGCUCAAGGUGUUGCUACUCGACGACCAGGAAGAAGGACAAUGA
Messenger RNA from Penicillium robsamsonii, 3417 nucleotides. RefSeq lists its product as uncharacterized. The annotation marks the transcript as partial. NCBI's taxonomy places the organism in Eukaryota, Fungi, Ascomycota, Eurotiomycetes, Eurotiales, Aspergillaceae. The record is from RefSeq and is a predicted model, not a curated record. Gene Ontology annotation, biological process: regulation of DNA-templated transcription. Gene Ontology annotation, molecular function: zinc ion binding; DNA-binding transcription factor activity, RNA polymerase II-specific. The transcript has 12 exons.